Messenger RNA from Porites evermanni, 21319 nucleotides. NCBI's taxonomy places the organism in Eukaryota, Metazoa, Cnidaria, Anthozoa, Scleractinia, Poritidae. The record is from the annotation of a GenBank genome assembly.
AUGACUAAUUCGAUUAAGAUUCCAACGGUAAUCCUACCAGUGACCUAUUCAUCUCAGGCUCCAAUGACACACUCAUCAGUGACCAAUGCAACUCAGCCUCCAACGGCACCCUCACCAGUAACCAAUUCAACUCAGGCUCCAACACCCUCAUCAGUGACCAAUUUAACUCAGGCUCCAACGACACUAUCACCAGUAACCAAUUCAAAUCAGCCUCCAACAACACUAUCACCAGUAACCAACUCAACUCAGGCUCCAACGACACUAUCACCAGUAACCAAUUACACUCAGGCUCCAACGACACUCUCUCCAAUGACCAAUUCAACUCAGUCACCAACUGGACCCUCGCCAGUAACCAAUUCAACUCAGGCUCCAACGACACUCUCACCAAUGACCAAUUCAACUCAGGCACCAACGGGACCCUCACCAGUAACCAAUUCAACCCAGGCUCCAACAACACUUUCAUCAGUGACUAAUUCAACUUGGGUUCCAACGACACUAUCACCAGUGACCAAUUCAACUCAAGCUCCAACGACACUAUCACCAGUGACCAAUUUAACUCAGGCUCCAACGACACUCACUCCAAUGACCAAUUCAACUCAGUCACCAAUGGGACCCUCACCAGUAAACAAUUCAACUCAGGCUCCAACGAUACUAUCACCGGUAACCAAUUCAACUCAGGCAGCAACGACACUAUCACCAGUAACCAAUUAUACUCAGGCUCCAACGACACUCUCACCAAUGAUCAAUUUAACUCAGUCACCAACGGGACCCUCGCCCGUAACCAAUUCAACUCAGGCUCCAACGACACUCUCAUCAGUGACCAAUUCAACUCAGACACCAACGACACUUUCAUCAGUGACCAAUUCAACUCAGUCACCAACGGGACCCUCGCCCGUAACCAAUUCAACUCAGGCUCCAACGACACUCUCAUCAGUGACCAAUUCAACUCAGGCUCCAACGACACUCUCAUCAGUGACCAAUUCAACUCAGUCACCAACGGGACCCUCGCCCGUAACCAAUUCAACUCAGGCACCAACGACACUCUCAUCAAUGACCAAUUCAACUCAGUCACCAACAGGACCCACGCCAGUAACCAAUUCAACUCAGGCUCCAACGACACUCUCACCAAUGACCAAUUCAACUCAGGCACCAACGGGACCCUCACCAGUAACCAAUUCAACCCAGGCUCCAACAACACUUUCAUCAGUGACUAAUUCAACUUGGGUUCCAACGACACUAUCACCAGUGACCAAUUCAACUCAAGCUCCAACGACACUAUCACCAGUGACCAAUUUAACUCAGGCUCCAACGACACUCACUCCAAUGACCAAUUCAACUCAGUCACCAAUGGGACCCUCACCAGUAAACAAUUCAACUCAGGCUCCAACGAUACUAUCACCGGUAACCAAUUCAACUCAGGCAGCAACGACACUAUCACCAGUAACCAAUUAUACUCAGGCUCCAACGACACUCUCACCAAUGAUCAAUUUAACUCAGUCACCAACGGGACCCUCGCCCGUAACCAAUUCAACUCAGGCUCCAACGACACUCUCAUCAGUGACCAAUUCAACUCAGACACCAACGACACUUUCAUCAGUGACCAAUUCAACUCAGUCACCAACGGGACCCUCGCCCGUAACCAAUUCAACUCAGGCUCCAACGACACUCUCAUCAGUGACCAAUUCAACUCAGGCUCCAACGACACUCUCAUCAGUGACCAAUUCAACUCAGUCACCAACGGGACCCUCGCCCGUAACCAAUUCAACUCAGGCACCAACGACACUCUCAUCAAUGACCAAUUCAACUCAGUCACCAACAGGACCCACGCCAGUAACCAAUUCAACUCAGGCUCCAACGACACUCUCACCAAUGACCAAUUCAACUCAGUCACCAACUGGGCCCUCGCCAGUAACCAAUUCAACUCAGGCAGCAACGACACCAUCACCUGUAACCAAUUAUACUCAGGCUCCAACGACACUCUCACCAAUGACCAAUUCAACUCAGUCACCAACGGGACCCUUGCCCGUAACCAAUUCAACUCAGUCUCCAACGACACUAUCGCCAGUAACCAAUUCAACUCAGGCAGCAACGACACUAUCACCAGUAACCAAUUAUACUCAGGCUCCAACGACACUCUCACCAAUGACCAAUUCAACUCAGUCACCAACGGGACCCUUGCCCGUAACCAAUUCAACUCAGGCUCCAACGACACUCUCAUCAGUGACCAAUUCAACUCAGGCACCAACGACACUCUCAUUAAUGACCAAUUCAACUCAGUCACCAACAGGACCCUCGCCAGUAACCAAUUCAACUCAGGCUCCAACGACACUCUCACCAAUGACCAAUUCAACUCAGGCACCAACGGGACCCUCACCAGUAACCAAUUCAACCCAGGCUCCAACAACACUUUCAUCAGUGACCAAUUCAACUCAGGUUCCAAUGACACUAUCACCAGUAACCAAUUCAACUCAGGUUCCAACAACACUAUCACCAGUGACCAAUUCAACUCAGGUUCCAACGACACUAUCACCAGUGACCAAUUCAACUCAGGUUCCAACGACACUAUCACCAGUGACCAAUUCAACUCAGGUUCCAACGACACUAUCACCAGUGACCAAUUCAAUUCAGGCAGCAACGACACUAUCACCAGUGACCAAUUCAACUCAAGCACCAAUGAAACCCGCACUACCACUACCACUGCCUCCCCGUUCAGAUACAGGUACUUUUAAGUUUGUACAAAAUGCUGAAUUUAGCCAUCGCACAAUGAAACUUACUAUUUUUACUCUUCUCUUCCAUGAUGACUGUUUUCUUUGUGAUACUGUUUUCGAGUUUUUGGUGAUACAGUGUUUCACAGGUUUUAUUUUAGCGAUUUAAUCGGGUAAAUAUGAAAAAGGGCAUUAAUUUCGCGAUUCAAGCAAUCUUAACUUGAGUAUAUUUUUCAAAAAGUCUGAUCAUUUAAAAAUUUCUAGAUAAACUGGAAUGAGCAAAACGCCUUUUUAUUUUUUUGUAGCCAAACAGACGAAAAUGAAAAUGAAAAUGAAAUGAAACUGAAAUCUUUGCAAAGUUAUUUCACAACAGAAGAUACAAAAUGCAGUUUACCAGUAAAAUCAGUUAAAAAUAUGGGUAUUUGUCGAUAAAUAUCCUGUAUAUGUUGUUGUUAUACAUACUAAUCAUUUUUCUGGGAUUUAAAUUUUUCUAUGGGUAUUCAAUUUCGCGAAGAUUUUUAUUCACGGAUCAUUAAUGUCGCGACUUUUUUUACAAUCGCGAAAAACGCGAAAUUAAAAACCCACGAACUAAAGUAACAAUAAAUUAUCCAGUUACUAUAUACUUUGUCUGUAGUCCAGGCCAUAAAUAAGUCAUGCUGUAAACCUCGCUCCAAAUCUAUCCACCGUAGCUUUGAAGCCUGGCCUAGCCCCACACAACUAAGUUCCUAUCGCUCUUCAAAUGAACACAGCUCUAUAUUACCCGCAAAUCCUUCUGUAUGUAUACCUACAGAGUCUUCAUUACAGUUUCCUAUUGUGUAUUUACACCUGAACGAUAAUGCACAAAUUUGGCUGCUCGAACAACUUGUGCAGAGAAUGUAUAGUUUAUCCUUUAUUAGGAACAGGGUGUAGGUAAAGUCCAUCAAAAUACGAGAACCGGGGCAUAGGAGCUCUUGUAUAAAGGUUGCUGAAAAUUCAUAACCUAAGGUACUCCUGAAAUGAACCCCUAAAAGUAACCAAAGCGGGUAUGAGAGGACUCCUAAAAACGACUUUCAUUAUUACCUCCGUCACUAUCUUCCAAGGGGAAAAAAAUAUUAAGGAACGUAAUGACUGUUGUAGAAAAUAUCGAUUUUUUUUUUCCAUUUCCUUAUAGCACCACUUCGGCUUGUAUGUCUAUGGAAAAACGAAAGUUUCAAGCUCCAACUUUUAGAUGCGUCCUCCUCAACUUAUCUCUCGUUUGAAACAUCCAUCAGUAAUCAGGUAACGCCCUUAAAAGGCGACUAAAUAUGCUCAUCAGAAUUUGAGAAUAGAAAGUGAGGGACACUAAGAUUUUUUUGAGAUAAGUGGUAUCUGACUGUGUGAAAAUGUAUGUCGACUAGCAUAAGAAACGUCAAUUUUAUAUAAAAUGUGUAAGUACGUUUAUAACUGCUGUUUGGGUUCUAUUUCUAAUCACUGAACGAUCCUUGAUGUGGUUAGAUAUCGUUCAGCCACAAAUCUUUUCAUUCCAUCAUUCUCGCAUGGACUACCGCUAUACGUGGAACAAGACCUGCUGAAACCUGUAUCAUAAUGCAAUUAAUGCUCAUCUCUUGAUUGCAGCUCAAGUCAAACCUUUCGCCACAUGUGACAGAAGUCAAAAUCCUUUUCUUACGGUAUGUUGUCCGGGUUGGUUGUGUCUUAGAUUGGCCAAGGCGUGGACUAGGUACCAGUGUUAACUUACUGUUCUCUAGAGACAGACGUAAUUAUCGUCCUAUCACGAAAGAGAGACAAAGAAAAAAACAGGAUUCCUUCCAAGGGAUUCAAUCCUAUGACCUCCCAUACACCGGGUGGGCGCCCUAUCCACUGAGCCGCCGAGAGACUAAAGUCUAAAUAGUUUUAAACAAACUCUUGUUCUAAUCCAUUAUCAGCCUCGCCAACCGUAAUAAAUGAACAUUGCUUAUAGUAAAUAGAAGGUUCAAGAAAGCACAAAGAGCACAAUAGAACAGCAUUUUCCGCAUGAAAUAACUCAUUUGUAAACACAAAUGGAGUUCCAACGCUUGCCUUAAAUUGCGGCUAAGUAAGACUCCAUUCAAAUAACCGGCCCGCCCUUAGAGUGAUACGUGUCACUGCUAGCAUCAGUGACGCUUAAAGCGUAUUUAUCACCCGGCCCUGGGACCUGUCACUUACCUUCUCCAUCAACGUAACUAUGUAUUAGAGUACAAGGAAUAAACAGAAUAGCCUCGGAAGACCAACAAACCUCACCAAACUUCACAUGGAUUUGUUGACGAGUAGUUUCACUUUAUUCAUUUAUUUAUAGGCCAGGAAGUGUGGAGGUUACUGCUGCCUUAACAAUACCAGAAGAGAAAAACGUAACUAUAGUAGAACAAAAACUUGCCUCGUUCAACCAGUCGGGAAGGUUAGGAAAUGUUCCUUGGACUGCAAGUUACUGGGGUUUUGAAGGUAAUUAGGUAUCUUAGUAUACUUUGAUCACUGAAAACACAGUUUUUGUCCUGAUGGGGCUACGAUGAACCUCCGAAGUAGCUAUUACCACAUCAUACAGAUCGUAUGAGGCUUUGCAAUUUUCUGAAGGUUUGAGAAGGUAAAACGGAUAUACAUUGACAAUCAUCUCUACAGAACGAGGGCCAUGAAAGCGUGUUCCAGCCACAAGUCGAAACAUAUUUACUUUUGUUGAAACUUCCAUAUAAUGGCCAACUCUAAAUAACAGCAACAUCCAGUUCUUCUCAACGGCCACAUCAUCAAGUAUAUCAUUAAUAAUUAAGUUGAAAUUGGUACAUGACGCAAUCCUCACACAAAUCCACCCAUACAUUAAAAUUGUAAUGAUAUACAGUGCCAUUUUUUAGCCCGACGGUCACUGGGUGCAAUUUUGCCUCGACAGCAGCUCUAGUGGUCCUGGUGUAGUGGUUUGGCAACAAAAGAAAAACCUACUAGAUUAAAUAUUUUGAAUCCGGAUCAAACCUAUUUCAGUAACCAUGUAGCUAAUAAGGGAGCAGUGACGUGCGGAGUCAGAUAAUAGCGGUUCGUAAGCAGUUUACGAUGGUCUGGCUAUAGGAAGUCAUUCCAAGGUCAACCAAUCAAAUUCAAAGACGACACGGAAUUAGAGCUUUUAUAUUUGGUUGCUUCUCAUAUUGACUAAGGUAAGGUCUUUUAAAUAUGAGAGCAAAGGCUUAAACUGAAGGCAUCUUUUAGACUCAUGCAAAUUUUCCAAAUCUGUUUAUCGGUUUAUCAAUUUUAAAUUUUGGAAAUGAUUCUACAUAAAUAACGGUCAGUGGAUAUAAAGAACAAAUUUAAGAUUUAUUUGUUGGAUUAAGGGCCUGUUUACAUGAAGGUGGGGGCCCCAUAGGAGAGGUAACCCACCUGUCCAUAUAACCUCUCAUUUUAAUUUGAUCACGUUUACAUGACAGGCGGGGUGACCGGCCACGUGCCACUUCACCUAUCUGGGGUCCCCCACCUCCAUGUAAACAGGCCCUUAGUGGACUUGUCUAAAUACACUUCACUGAACAGACCCUUAACCAGGUUUAAGAACUUACAACUUGGUUGCCAUCCAAUUAAUCACCACCAUGCGAAACGUUCUGAUUUUCCAUGGCUGACAGAUUGGUCAUUUGCUUGGUAGAAGGCUUAUCUAUUGAUUGGUUGAUAAUCCCUUUCGUUUCGGUUCCUAUCUUUUCCAGAUGUGUCUUGCCUUCCACCGUAUGUCCGCUUGUUGGGAAUGAAUGACAAACAACGUCCACUACCAAUUCGUCGCUCAAAGGAUUUUAUCGUUCAAGCAAGUGUCGAUAAGUCAAGCUGUAACUCAUCGCAAACACUUAUAUUUGUAUGGUAUUUAUACAGAUAUGAAGUGGUUUCUUCAGGAAAGUUAGACAUCAAAACGAUAACCUUAUUGGAUUCAAAAAGCACUGAAUGGAACUUAAGAAAGAGGCAGCUUGAAUACGGACAAUAUUUUCUGGAUUUUAAGGCCGCGUUUGCCAGUCACCCACGAGCGUUUGGCAGUGCUCUGGGAUUUUUUAACAUCACAAAAUCCCCGCUCAUAGUCGAAAUAUCAGGAGGAAACAAAGUUACACGUGGUAAAGGAAGCCUUAUAACACUUGACGGAUCUCUAUCAAGAGAUCCAGAUGUCGAACCUGAUGACCAUUCUUCGAUGCACUUCACUUGGUUGUGCAAAAAGCGUGACGAAAACUUUCCUAACCGUUCAAUAGCUUCAAUCCCGGUCGUUACACUAUCCUCGGGUCCAGGUAAUGGUGGCUGCUUUGGGACGGGUGUUGGAAAACUAAAUUCCAGUGACAUUACAGUGAAUUUAGAAACAACAGUAAUGUCCGUGGGCGAAAGUUAUGACGUAAAACUUAUUUUGACGAAGGAUGACCGGGAAAACUUCUUUGUCCAGGAAAUUGAGAUUGUAAGAGGUGAUCCACCCCAAAUUACUAUCAGGUAAAUAUAACAGUCUUCAGGCUCAUUCGUUAGACUCCUGGUUAAAGGUCGUGUGAUUGACGUAACUGCGUGUUAUCUUGACGUUUUUGUAUUUCUACCUAUUAAUAAUCUCCUCUGAUCGGUGGAUGAUUUCGCAAUGCCGUUCUAUAUCGUAUACCAAACUGAAAACACACAAGAAAUAAUGGGCAAAAUUUUGGUGGGGGGGGGGGGGGGGGGGGGAACCAGGGGAGAGCCCCUAUGGGGGGGGAGAGGAGAUCGGAAAGCCCGGGGGGUGCCCACCCGGGCCGAAAGCCCGGAUAAUGCCCCGGGGGGGAGGGCCCUUUUCUCCGAGAGGGAAAAGCCAGCGACGGACACCAUGGGGGGGGGGGGGGGGGGGAGAGGGGACCAGGAGAGAAGCCCUACUGGGGGAGAGACGAGAUCGCGAAGUACCGUGGGUAGCCAACCUGGACCGAAGUCCUGAUCAGUCUCCAGGUGGUGAGGCCCAUAUCUCCUUGUCACAAGGAACUAAUGGGCACCAGGAAGAGGCCCUCCUAGCUGGAGUACCGAUCAGGUGGGGUUGGGAGUCCACACCCUAGAGUGGGUAUUUUUCCGAAGCUCCAGAGAUAAGCCGUAGGGUAAAGUGCAGCCGUGGGUUACACCUCCCUGUCAUACUAACAUCAUUUUUAGGGUACGUUAAUUUGAGCUUAGGAGAAAAUUGUAGGUGGGAGUUUUAGUUGUUGCAGAAACAAAUGUUGACUAGUUAUUGUGUUGUGGAAUCGGUAUUAUUUAGGGACUCCUCCAUCUUUAGUAUUACGUAAUGAUCAUUUGGUGAUCGCACCUUGGGCGAUAUAGAACUACCAGAAUUCAGAGAAUUGUCUAUUGAAUGAAACGGGAUGUAAUAUUCUUCAACAAAAGUAUCGAAUUCUGUCAGUAAUGUUCAAGUAUGACCCAGGAUAAAGACCAGACCAGUCAUACCAGUUAAAGGACAAAACGUAAUACUAAGCGUAUUUGAAAUUCUUUUAUCAAUCACGUAUCAUUAAAUACGGUUCAACUCCUUAAAGCUACUCUCUUUAAGAUACAGUAUUCAAGUAACAAAGGAAGCACUCACGACAAUAAAUUCUUCUUAGCCAGUCUCACUUCUCACAGUAAAUAGCUUGCAGGUAUCACAGGCGUGAAAAUGUUUUUCCUUGAAGGUGUCUCAUCAACUGUGAAAAGCCUGCAAGUCUGUCAACGCCAAUCAGCCUGGCAACCACCUGUGAAGGGAACGCCUGUGACAAUGUCACAUAUCAAUGGCAACUUGUCACUGUACAUUCACAAAGUGGUCAAGACAACGUGGAACGUCUCACACGUGAUAUGACGCAAAGUGACCUCAAUCUUCCUGGACUCAGCAUCAAGGCAAAUCAGCUCAACGGAGGGUUAACUUAUCAAUUAAAAGUUACGGCUUCACCGGAGGACGGGCCUGCAGGAAAUGCCGCUUAUCAGUUUGAAAUGAACGCUCCACCGCAAAAUGGAGAGUGCACUGUGUCACCGAAAAGUGGAGAGGCAUUGGUUACCAAGUUUGCUGUUACAUGCACCGGUUGGCAAGUAAGAAAAUGUUUAUUUAGAGGCAACUGUCUGCUUACCCUACCAUCGAAAAGUCCCGUGCGGCAGUCAAGUACAAGUAGAUUUUCUUUCUGGGAAAAUAACUUUUAACCUUGCCUAAUAAGGCUCCAUGCAAGUCAUCCUCUAACAAAAUCAUCAACUAAGACGAGCAUGAAGUGGCCUCGGGCGAGCAUGAUGUGAGCCCUGUAUAAGCUAUUCCGCUUGCGAUUGGCGUGGCACACAAGUAGCUUAAUACACAGCGAGCAGUGUAUUUUAGUUUUCGUUUCACUUACUGGGGUAGUGCGCUUAAAACAUACAUGCCAGGCACAGGAAAAAAGGACGUCUCAUCCCAAUCCACUUUAAUUAUCAUCGGUCGUUGUUUUGCAAACGCGCUGGCUGGGAUAAGACCCCGACGGAUCUCAAUAGAAAAGGCUGACUGCAAGCAGUUUAGUUGCCUACUCUAAGAAAUCGGUAAGGCAGUCCCAAAUAGAGUAUCAUUUAUCGGAGAUGGAUUAGUGGUGGGAAGAAUUAGAGUUCCUGGUAAUAGUGACCCUGGAAAAGGGUUAUCAUUUCUGGUACCUACAAUUGCGAUCAUAAUUUGUUGAAUCACUUCCAAAAAACACAAGAUAAUCAGUGUUUCCACGAGUACAUGCAUUGGUUCCCUCUCCUUCCCCCAAUGUCUGUUUCACGGCUUUGUUUGGACAUAACCGUCUGAAAUAUCAACAUUGAAGGGGAAGGAGCGAACAAACCGAGGGUUUCAAGGUCCCAGCUGCACACACUCACCCAAAAGUUCAAAAAGUAUUUUCCGAGAUCAGGCUAAAUUCUCCAUACGUUUACUCUGCUUUAGAUGAGAUAAGCGAGGAAAAGUUAAACUCAUUAACUUCAUUCUCUCAACAGGACGAAAACACGCCACUAACAUACCAGUUUCACUAUAAAACCGACAGGGGUCUGUACACCGUGGUUUCUCAUGGAUCUGAAAGUAAUGCGACCACGGUUCUUCCUUCGGGCAAAGAAGACAAUGACUACGAAAUCGAUUUUAAUAUAACAGUAACUGAUACUCUGUCUGCAGCUGCGAAAAUCUAUUGCAAAGUCAAGGCAAGCACGAAAAAACCCUUUUCCUAUUUCUCCCCUGUAUAGUGACUCCAUUUUUUGCUUUGCAAAUGUUGUUGACAAUGAGAAAAUCUUGUGGUUUUGACUAUUUUUGUUUCCUCCAAAGUUCGAUGUGGCAGACAAAGGUCGUUAGACAUAGUUUGUCACUGAAGUAGCCCAAAAGUGUUGACAAAUAGCUUUUUAGCAUGAAGCUUAUCCGUUGCUAGAUCUUUCUGGACUUGCCACAUUAAGCGAACAGAGCGAGCUUUUUAGGCCGUGAAGGGGCCAAGCAAGACGAAGUCCCGCGCCAUAUAAAUCAGACGAAGGGCUGUUUUGAAAGUCUAAGACUUUUCUACAGCUUCUAGAUCUCCACAACAUCAUUAUAGUCAGCAUGAAAGCUGAUGUGGACUUGCUACAGCAAUAAACACGUUUUUAAGGUUGGUAUAUACAUUUGGGAGGUCGAAAGUUUUGUUAUAUGAAUUACGCCCUUAGGUCAAACCCGCGCCAUCGAACGAGGAUCUCAGCGGUCUCACUGUGGGUAACAGCAGUCAGUUUACCCAGCUCAUUCAAGCAGGAGACAUAAAGGGCGCUACACAGCUCGCAAACGCUGUGCUUCGAGAAGCUGAACAGUCAGGAAACACAACAACCCAGAAGAAAAUCACCGUAUGUGAAGUAGUUCUCUUAGCGUAAAUAAAAACAUUUAGCGAAUAGUAUGGUCAGAACUGUUUUACAUUUGUUUUGUGUCUCAUUUUUUCUACCCGUUUACGCUUCAAAAAUUUCUGAACUGCAAUGCAUAAAAAGGCAGAAACUAAGUAAAACAUUUAAAGGUAAAUUGCUCAUUAAAAGUUCUUCCUGUAAAAAUCGCAUGGGAUAGUUCCCAAUAAUACGAUGGUUCAAGAUAAUCACUUUAUAAUUCGGUCACUUAGUUUGUUUUUUAAUGUAUAUGCGUGUGCCUUAAUUUUCAGAUCAUAAAUUCUGUUGUUAAAGAAGUUUCUGGAGUAGAAGCAGGCAAUCUACAGUCCUUAACACAAGUCACUUCAGUGAUCGCACGAGCGACAUUAGACCCCAAGGAGGUCACAUUUGAUACACAGGUAGGAAUUUAACAAUGAUGUUUAUUCAGCAGGUUACACUGAGGGACUCGGAUGAAAUAAUCUGUGCUCUUCCCACAUGAGUCGAACCUUCGACCUAAUGGUUACGUAUUCAUUUGUAUGUAUAUCGGCGGGAAGGCUCAAUCAAUAAAAGCAAAUAUAAAUCAGUCUUUAACUUUUAUCUUCUUUUUUUUGUUUUCUUCUACAACUAUUGUACGUUAGAGUCUUGUUCUAGAAAUUCUUCAGUCGAUGACGUCACUAUUGCAAAACAAAACGAAAGAAGACUAUGGUUCAGAGUACAACUUGGUUGAGCAGGGAGCAGAGAACCUGGUAUUGAGUUUUGGUAAUCUUCUCAAAUCAGCUGCACAGAAAGCGAGCGUGAUAAGAAAAACAAAAAUAGAGUCGGCGGAAAAACGAACUGAGGUAAGAGUCAUAUCAAUGAACCUGAACUGGAACAACUUGUUCGAUAAUGAAAGCGGAAGGAAAUAGAACUUGAAUAAUUACGUUACGACUCAGUGACAUUAAGUCACAGGUGCGUUAGCGCUUAUUCCUUAGACAACAUGAACCAACCAAUAAAUAGUUUUCUUGACGUUUAGUCAACCAAUCAAAAGGCAAGACAUUCAUAGACCUAGAAAUAACUAAAAAACCUAUCCAAAGGGUGAAACCUCCUAAAAUAGCACAUGAUCUGAUCUCAACGAGAUUCCUCUGCAUUAUACUUAUGAGAUGUAGAAAAAACGAACAAUUCGGUCCCUGCUAUACUACUGAAUCUCUUGUGUAAGCGACAUAGGUAUGUGCGGCGCCAAAAGAUGAGGUUUUUGAUAUCCUUUGGUCUGAAUAUUUGGUAGAGGUGAUAAACCAUGAAUCUGGGCCUGAAAAAGGUUAAGGUUUUCUGCUCUCAGGUAUCAGGGUGUAGAAUUGGGUACGUUCUCUCUAUCAACAUGGAGGAAUCACCCAUUACGGUUUAAAAUAGGCUGGUAAGGGUUUUAGAAACGUGCCGCACACCCCGACCGUUAUUUUCCAUCAACCCCAAGAAAUUAUAUCAACACCUGACAUGUAACAAUUUUUUCAUUUUACAGAGCGAGGAGAUAUCCAAGAAGACGGAAAAACUCGUUAAUGAUGUCGCUACCACUUUGUUGUCGAGAAUGGUUGUAGACCAGGAACCCAAAAAACUGAAAACGAAAUCCCUGGACUUGGUGUUAAACAGACUCAGCCCUAGGUCUCUGACAAAAGACAAGAAUAUUGAUGACGAUGACAUGGGGUUUAAACUUCCCUUGACAGCGAUCACUGACGAAAGAACCUUAGAUGCUGAAUUCAUUGACGCAGUGGUAAGUCGUCUUGCUUGAAUGAAGAAGAAGCUUUAACUUCUUCUUCUUCGUACAGAUAAACCAUAUUAUUAGUUUCAUGUCGUGUCUUUAAAGUUCAAAAUAUACCUCUAAAAUAAAUAGAACUCAAAUUAAAAACAAGGUAAUCAAGCUUAUGGGACUGAUGGGGCUGAAAGUUAACAAAACGCCCACAAUAUUUUACAGUUCUUAUGAAAAGACCCACGCCACUUUGAUAGUUGAUCACUCCACCGCCAGAACUAUUGCCGGAAAAAAAUUGUCAUGUUUUCUUUUUUUGCAGCUAACUGCAAGUAGCUUCAAUCCUUUUACUUGGGACAACAGUUCAGCCUUUGUAAGCCCUCACGUUCUCAGCUUGGUGCUUAAGGAUGAUAAAGGAGAAUCUUUGACGGUCGAGGACAGCAAAGAGGAUAUUGAAAUUAAGAUUAAAAAAGACGGGCAGCCAGAACCAGAGUCGGUUGACUCAUUCUUCGUUAAACCCAGCAGUCGAGGAGAGAUGCAGUACCAUACAAUCGUCCUGCCCUAUGCAGAUGGUAGCGCUUUAAGACUGAAAGUGAGUAAUGCCAUAGGUCUAAACUCACUUCUAGAUAGUCUAGGAGGAAAAUACGUCUUGCAUAGAUUGCAGCCUCCUGUAAUUCAUGUGGCUCAUCUUUAGUCAAGAAGGGAACAUGAGAUAGAAAAGCUAAGUCCCAUAAUCUUGUGAGGAAUUAAUUCAUUCUUAGCUUGCAUAAUUCCGACUAGGGCUUAUUACAAGUUUCUGCCCUCGAUCUGCCCCCACCCCAAUUUAUAUGCCCAUAGCUUCGUUUAUAAUAAAGAACAGAUGAGAAUGUCAUAAAGUUGUAUUUGAUUUAUAUUGUAGAUCAAACCAGCAGGAUCCGCUGUGCUCAGUGUGUUUGUACGAUAUGGGCAGCGCCCAACUGUUACAGACUUCGAUGCCAAGAGGAAAAUCCCGAAUGAAUCGUGCUCUAUGAAUUCCGACGGUGAAUGUAACGAGGAAGCUUACGAAAUUCUCUUAGAUUAUGAGGUGUUAAAUGACCCUGGAACCUACUACAUUGGUAUUCUUAGCGAAACAGAUGACAUACAGCCCAAAAGACGCCGGAAACGUUCUUGUUUUAAACGCGGGCGCGAAAAGCGUUCAUGCGUCGAGAUUAAGGAUCCUCCGAGACCCGAGAAUAUUACAGUGAAACCAGUUUAUGACCCGAAGACAGAUAUUAAUUACUCAAUGAGUGUUCUUGAGGAAGAAUGCCUGUUUUGGUACACCGCAGAGGAGCGCUGGUCGUCAAGAGGAUGUAAGGUAAACUGGUAGAAAGAGAAGAUGAAGAGAACAACAUUGCUACCUCAAAUGCGAGAACUUUUCUGCAGCAAAGUUCAGCAGCCACAGGCUAAAUUAUACUCUUUUAACUGUAGAUGCGACCAUAUCCACGAGUGUUAGUGCAGUUCGCAAGGUUUAUAUUUGUUUGUUGGCGUCGCCAACAAGGAAUCAGGCGCCAAUUAUGAAACUCUCAAACAGAUCACUGUACAUGUCACCGAUUAAGAGGAUGUUUCAGUAGGGGCGACUGUUUAGGUAAAAGUGUUUAAGGUAAUUUUGUUUUUGAUUUGCAUCGAAGUAGGUUUGGCUCUAUAGAUGACAUUCGAACACUAGCCAGAGUUGGUUACCAAAAAAGCGCGUCCCAGCGACUGAUAAAAUAUCAAGCGAUGUAAUACUGUGGAUUCCGAACCUGGGACAUGCUUGUGCAGGCAAGACAUACAAAAAUUACGUGCAAUUAUGACGAUGGCGAAUUGCGUGUUGAAUUCUUACCCGAUGCAAUGACUGAUCGAGACGGAUGGUUAGAACGAACCUGAGCAAUCCGUGCAACCAGCACGCUCAGACGAUGAUGAUGAUAUUGCUUUUCAUUUAUCACUCUUUUCCGUAAUGUUCUAAGUUCUUUUUUAGCUAGCGUAUGUGGUCUGGCCAGCUGCAAAUGGAAGGAAUGAGCUAAUCUUUAUUCCAAUCCCCUCCCACCAGUUUUAAAAUUGACUUCUUUACCUCUCGAGAGUGAUGAAACAAGUUGAUAUUGCCGGUUCACACCUUCAUUUCACAUCGCGUCAAAAUCCGCUCCAAAAUUCGAGUGUGAGAAACAGUUAAGACCUUUGAAGCAGGCUUUAAGGGUCAGAAGAACUAGUAACGCUUAAUCCCUCCCCCCCUUUACCAUUUUAUACACCACCUAUGAAGUGGACUAAUCAACGCUGUUCUUUACAUCGUUGUUGUUACUUUCCUUUAAAGGUUGGCCCAAAGUCUAACAAGACCUCGCUGUAUUGCCUAUGCAACCAUCUGACGUCAUUCGGCGGAGGAGUACUGGUAAAACCAAACUCACUGGAUUUUGAUGUUGUCUUCAAUGAACUUACGCGACUCCACGAAACAGGAAACAUCGCCGUACUUAGUACCAUAAUUGCUGCUUUGUUGUUGUAUAUCCUAGUGAUAAUAGUUGCAAGAAGAGCAGAUAAACGAGAUAGGGCUAAGGUAGGGCCAACAAAAGUCAUUUGAGUAUGUAAAUUAUAGUUACUGUAACUGAUUUACGCUCAUUCAGAGAUUCAUCAAUGACACUUUUACGAGUGACUACGCACAGCUCCGUUAGAUCUGAAAACCUAACUGACCAAAGGUAGAAUGGCAAAUUAAGCAUCGGAAGACGAGUUCAAUCUUUUCCGCACGCCCUCGCCUUCUCAUUUGACGUCGCGUUGUUUUUGCUACUGUCUUUUCAGGCAAAACUGACGUUAUAAAGUCAUUUAUUAGUGACGAAACUGUUAACCUUUUCACUGCCAAAUGUGGCCAAAGGCAAAUUUCGACCAAAUUUCCAAAUUUCAUUCCCUAAAAUUGGGAGAAAUAAAGAGUAUCAUGUGAAAGUACAGGCCGCGAGCUUUCGUUUGAAUGGUCACACCAUAGGAUUCCGUCCACAGACUCAAAAGUUAGAGUCACCUUACAAAACUCUAUCAAACACUCUGGCAGUGAAAGGGUUAAAUAAUCGUAAAAGGAAACAUACAGUGUAAUGCACAUUUUUUUCCCUUUUACCUUUUAGACUGGCCCUCCCUUGCAUUUAAACUCAUUAGUCGAAGGAGACUUUCAAUACGACCUGACUGUAGCCACCGGGGUAUGGAAUGAUUCUGGGACAGAUGCUAACGUUGCCAUUGUCAUUUACGGUAACGAGGCACAAAGCCAACCCAUAGUACUGAACAAAAACAUGGUUAAGUCAAGAACGGUUUUAGCGCGAGGAAACGAAGACUCAUUCGUAAUUCAUAUGCCCAACUCUCUCGGCGUGAUUCAGUACAUCCAAAUAUGGCAUGAUAACUCAGGAAAGUACCCGUCGUGGUUUCUUCGUCAUUUGACUGUAAAGGACCAUCAAACAGGAAAACAAUGGACGUUUAAUAGUAACACUUGGUUUGCGCUAGAAAAAGGCGACGGCAAAAUCGAAAGACUUCUUACUCCUAUCCCUGCGGAGGAAAUGAAAACUUUUAAAUACUCGUUGAACGCGCGCGGCUCGAGAAGCUUCUCCGAAGGCCACUUAUGGUUGUCAGUAGUUACCAAGCCACCUAAAAGUAAGUUCACCCGCGUCCAAAGAGCGACUUGUUGUCUGUGUCUUUUGCUGUCUGCCAUGCUGGCUAAUGCCCUGUUUUACAGGACUGACAAGGUAGCCGAUCAAACCAUUCAGAUUGGUCCGUUAAAGUUCAGUUGGAGACAGAUCAUAGUAGGACUUCAGAGUGCUCUCAUAGUCACUCCGGUAAACUUAUUGAUCAUGGCAUUUUUCAAAAACAGCGCUGAGAAAAGUUCAAAUAAAGUUACUACCUGUACACCGCUAAGGCGACGAGUGUCUAAGCGACAUCGGACGUAUUCCAUUGUGAGCAGUUUACCCCAGAUAAACGAUGCUGAUGAUACUUCACACCAAAAGACCACCUUUUGGACGAGAACAACAAGUCGCGUGCGCGGUAUGCUUAAAAAGGACUUCAUGUUACCUCACUAUUGUGUAUACAUCGCUUGGUUCCUAUGUUUUGUGACCAUAGCCCUGUCUUCAACGUUUACGUUUUUCUACAGUUUGCAAUGGGGAAAGGACAUCUCAAACCAGUGGUUAUCCUCAAUGCUUGUUUCUUUCACAGAAGACAUUUUUGUUUUGCAGCCUAUAAAAAUCGUGCUUCUUAUGAUUGUUACAGCGUGUCUUUUUGGUAAUAAAACUGAUACCAAAGAAGUCAGCCGUUCGAUCAAAUCACAUCAGCAGUUAUCCACUGAAAAUAUCCAAGCUGACGGCUUCCAAAGCAUUGAGAUGGAUAUUCCACACGAAGAUGACCUCAAACUUGCACGGGAGUACCGAGUGAAGGAAGCAAAAAUGUUUUCUUUUGGCAGAGAGUUGGUCGGGUAUUUGUUGUUCCUAUCCUUACUGAUGAUCGUAUGUUACGGCAACAGAAGUUACCAUGGCUAUCUAAUGACUAAAAACGUCAAAGACACCUUCAGUAACUUUUCGUUGGUAAGUAUCUUAAAGAAAUUAAGUGAUGACCAACUAAAAAAGUCCGAAGGCACUAGGUUGUUUUAUGGCGCUCGCGUUUUGCCAUACAUAGCCUGCGAAUACAGCCCCCCGUCAUCGCUCCCCGUCGCUGAGAAGUUACGCGACGUCGCAACGACGGGAAGCGAUGGCAGGCGGCUGUUUUCGCACGUUAUGUAUGAUUUAAAAAUAACAAAAAAUCUUGGGCAUUGGUGGGCAUAAUGAGACUUCUCCCUCCCUCUCGGGAUAAGAGGGAUUUAGCAUCGACGACGGCCGGGACAAGUGCAGCUAAUGGAAAUAAAUGUCACUUAAUCGUCCGAGGACGAAUAGGAACAGGGAAGUGAUUUUAAUACAUGUUCAUUCACGUGAUUUAGAGAGAUUCAAACUAGAUACUACUUUCCGGCCAGCAGAAAGCCCUCAAAAAAAUAAUGUGGGGCUCGCACUUUCACGUGUUCUCACUGUCGAGGAUAGAACUCUCAUACAAGCUAAUUUUGUGGUAUAAUGUAUUUCGUUAACAAGCGUUAAUGUUCAAGACUGUAUGACUACGCCUGACAGAAUUAAUCAAAUGUACGUUUUUGUUUAGGCAAAAGACCCAAGAUUUUUCUGGAAAUGGCUUGGAGGGCAGUUUGUAAGCGGUAUUUACGCCAGUGAAUGGUACAACGCCGAAAAGGUGAAACAGAACGUGUAUAUUGGUGACAAGAUGUCCCUUCUCCUUGGAAUGCCUCGCCUAAGACAGUUAAGGAUUCAGAAAGGUAUUUCAUUACUACUCAUUAGAGCUGAGGCUUUAAAGCAUCCAUGGAAAAGCGAGAUAGCUUGGCAAAAAUAUAAGCUCUAACUUGAAGUCACUUAAAAUUUAAGAGGGUUAGAAACACAGACAGUUCCCUACAUCAUAAAGCUGACAGUGGCCAACAUGGCCCACUAAAUAUCAGCAUGAUAUUAUCAUUGGCCUGCCUCGGGCACGGCUUAAUUAAGUUUUACGUUUCGUCGCCUCCGCCGAAAAGAGACAAUACGGCAGACGGAUAGCCCAGAAGGCGUUGCGUGUCUCGUCCGCCACCCUAAACGGGGCCAAUCGUUUUUGUGGGCUUGGGUCGCUUCAGAUCAAUAAACCACGCACUAAACAGACUUGGAACGAUGAGAUAGUUAAUUAAGAAGCGUCCUGCUAACCCAGACGAUCAAACAACUUCAAAGAACAUUGUAUUGGGAUAGGAGAAGGUGUAAACUCGACAUAGAAAAAACGUAAUGAAUAUGGCUUCGUAGCUUAAUGUACGCCCGUUGUAGGCGUCUAAAUUGGUCCACUAUCAUGUAAGUUAUCAACCCUUGGUAUUUAACGGAUGGCAAUUACGUUUAAGAUGUACCAUGCACAAAAUCUAUCCUGCAAUGCAGUUCAAAAGGAUUGCCCAAAAUUUCGAAAGCUACCAAAUUUGUAUAUUUUUCGAAAUAUUCGAAGCGUAAUUUUUUGGAGUUCGUAAAAACUCGAAGUUCAUAAAGGGCCAUCCUCAAGGUCCUGAGAUAUUUCGCCUUUCUGGUGAAUUUUCCGAUGUUUUGCGGCUGCAUGACUACACGAGGUGUACUGGAUAGUACACCUCGUGUAUGGAAUAAUAACUGAAGGAGGCUAUGGGGCUCUCCACACUUGGUGCUUGGGAACCAGUGCCUGGGUACCGGGUAGCUGUGUUGCGUUCACACUUUGAGUAGCAGAUAUUUAACAGUGUACAUAGUUACUCCAUUUCGCCCCGUCAGACGCCAUUUUGAAACAUGACUUUAGCAGCAAGUACAAAGUAAUGGACUGCCCCAAUACUAACAAAAACGGUCUGCACUCAGGGACCCGGUGACCACUUUUGUGUCAAAGAUGAGUGGAAGGUCGAGAAAUUGUACUCGGGCACCGGUACCGGGCCGGAAUUCUAACGUGGGUACUUGACAAAAGGGUGUGUUCAAAUUAGGGUGCGUUCACAUUUAGUGCCAGGGCACUAAUUCUCGGGCACGGUACAAAAUGGUGCUUUGCCCACACUCUGGGUACCCAAGUUGUCUUUCGUCCACUUUGCUCCGUCAGCAGACACCAUUUUUGCAAAGGGAGCGAAGAAGUUGACUGUGGGUAAAACUCCUCGGAACCAACGGAAAACACGUGCACACUUUAGUGCCCAUGCACAACGUCUCGGCCUUGUACUCGAAUUCUACCGCGGGUAAAGGUGUGUUCACAUUAGUGCCCAGCGAGUAUCGUACUCGGGCACCAGUGCCCAGGAACCAAGUGUGAACGCACCGCCGGGCACGUUGCUUGAGUACGACACCCUCUUGAAAGUACAAACGCCAGAAUUCGGGAACGGUACUGGUCCCUGGCUACAAAGGUCGAAACCUUGACCUCGGACACCGGGUCCCACGCGUAUUCUGUUAGCUCCAAGGCAGUCCACUCCUUUGCAUACCCAUUUCUUCUUGCUAUGCUCACGUUUCACAAUGGCGUCUGGCAAAAAUGAAGCGAAUACAGUUAAAUAUAGGUUACCCUGGUGUGAACACAAAACCCUUUUAUGCCAGUACCCUGGAAGAGGUGCUCGGGCACAAAGUGUGAACAUAGAAAUUUUAAGUUGCCACAAUGUUCUCUCGAUCCAAAUUAUUUUUCUAUUUCAGAUUCCUGUUUAGUUCCAGAAGAGGUUACAAAAGUAAUAAAACACUGCAACGACUUCUACAGUUUAAGUGAAGAAGACAGAACCCCUUUAAAUCUUCCAGGGUGGCAACCAUUUAUUGGAUCUGUGGAUUGGGCAAACUUUUCUGAUUUAUGUCCAGCCCCGUGGAAUUAUAUAUCACAAGAAAAACUGCAAAACUCGCCAAGCUGGGGAUUCUUUGAGCUUUACGACGGAGGAGGUUACGUUGCAGACUUGGGAUAUAGCUUUGACUCUGCAGUUGCAGUUAUUUCUAAUACACAUAAAUUUGGUUGGAUCGACCAACAAACCCGCGCGGUGCUAGUAGAAUUUUCCAUUUACAACCCAAAUACAGGAUACUUUAGCAUCUCGACCUUCUUUCUGGAGAUAUUACCAACUGGUUACGGAAAUGCUUUUCAAAGGAUCGAUACACUUUUGUUAACCAGUACUCAGACCGGUUUUUACCAAUUUUAUUUGAUAUGUCAGCUGCUGUUUAUAAUCUUAGUAUUCUUGUUUGUUCUUCGAGAAGUGUACAGUAUCUUCAGAAAGAGAUGCAGCUAUUUCCGAGACGUCUGGAAUUGGAUUGAACUCUUACAGAUAACGUUAUCAUUUCUGGUUGUAAUCUUCUACGUCAUUAAGUCGAAGCUCUUUGUUCGAAGUGCUUUAAAGGUUAAGGAAAACCCUUUUGUUACAGUCAGCUUCCGGGCCGCUAUUAACUGGCAAGAUGCGGAGAGCGGAGUGUUAGCGAUUGCAGUGUUUAUAGCCACCACAAAACUUCUACAUAUGAUUCGAUUCAAUCGUCAUAUCAGCAUUCUGAUGACAUCGUUGCGGGCGUCAAAAAGUUUUAUGCUUUCUUACUCGGUCAUUUUUAUCAUAGUAUUUCUUGCGUAUGCGCAGCUAGGAAAGCUGGUCUUGGGAAAUGACAUACAGCGUUACUCUUCGUUCACAAAUACCUUGUACUCCGAGCUCCUUAUGUGCCUUGGCGGGAAAAUGGGACUAAGCGAUUUGAUACGGGUAAACCGCCUUCUUGGACCACUGUUCGGAUUUUCUUUUAUUUUGCUUAACGCCUUCAUUUUCGUCAACUUUUUUGUCGCCAUUUUAAACGAUUCUUACGAGGAAGUCAAGGAAAACACCGACAAGCAAUGCCAUGAAGAUUUUGAGAUGGCAGAUUUUAUCCUCGAAAGACUGAGUGAGCUUUUGGGACUCGGUAGUCGACACCACGCGGAAAAAGAUGGUUAUGAAUCAAAAGGGAAAAUACCAGCUUCUAGUUCAUGUGAAAAUAACAGCGAUGAACUAUUUAAACAAGACGAACCAAGGGAAAACCCCCACGUUUCUGUUUCAACAUUAGCGUUCCUACCGCACCGAUUUCGUCGAAUGGCAAAGAGAAAACAGCUACGAAAUAUAAAAUUAUGGCGGGAAAGUGUAAAGAAGGAAGCUCCAAGACAGUUCCCAAAGAUCGACGAGAAAUGCGUGGAUGGAACAUCAAGAACGGUUGAAGGACAACACCGACUUGCCUCAAGCAUAAGUGCUUCAGACACUUUCUAUCAAGACCAAUUGUUUAUGAGACUGGAAUCAUUGACAAGUAAAGUUGUAAGGGAUUAUGUGAGAGAAGAUAUGGAGUUUCUUUCUCUAAUUCGACUCUUGUACAUUGUAGAUCACAAGGAAAAUGCUGAGACCUCUUCUACCCCAGAAACAGAUUCCACUUUAGAUGACAUGGAAGUAUCUUCUUUCUUAGACUCCCCAAACAUGUCAAUGUACGGCGCAUGCGUUGACAACUGGAAAAGCAGUACAUCCGGGAAUUACUCAGAGGAUGAGAUUGAGAGCUUAGAGCUGCUAAGAACCAGAGCUUCUCAUAAUAGGUUACCAGAUCACUUGAGACAGGGAAAGGAAAUGCAGCAUAAGCUACGUACCAGAGCGUCAGGGAGCAAAGGUCGCGCGCGAAAUACAAACGCCUCUAACACCCCUAUUUUCAAGUACUAUUCCUUCAUAUGA